Symbiodinium sp. CCMP2592 is the source of this 1038-nucleotide messenger RNA. The record is from the annotation of a GenBank genome assembly. NCBI's taxonomy places the organism in Eukaryota, Dinophyceae, Suessiales, Symbiodiniaceae.
AUGGUGGAGGCGAAAGAGCAGAAGCGACUGCUACACAAUGCAAGAGUCACCUUCGAUCGUCGGAUCAAGGGUGGUGACUGUCCGCCCGAGAUCAUGGACAAGGAAUUCACACAGUGGCAAUCGAAUGGCACAGGUGUGGAUCAGGGGGAGGUUGUAGGCUUCGUGUUGAAUCUAGACCGCCUCAAGCAGCUGGGCCAGCUCUUCAACGAGUGGUACAAGAGUGGCCAAGACUUCAUGGGCACAACAAUCAUGCAGGAGGCGAGCCAACGAAUCUCAGACGAAUCCAGAGGAAAACAAAUCAUGAUGAGCUUCAAGGCGAUGAAGGAGAAGUACGGAAAGAAGACCGCGGAGAAAAUCCGCGACAGGAAGAAAGAGGAAGAGAAACAUCGCAAUCCUAACCUGGAACCUCGAGCUUUCUGGUUCGCCCAUCCCGAAGCCAUUGAUGACCCAGACUGGGAAAUGUUCAGAUGCUUUGAUAGCCUCGAGUUUGAGAUGCGGGACAUCAGCUCUUCAUCGAAAGGAUUCGCUUCGACCGCGCCAUUGCUCCAAGACAUGACGAAGUUGGGAGACCGGAAGAGUCAGUUCGGUAUGAGCGCCGCACCGGCCCUCCGCCAGCUCAGCUCCAACGACAGCCUGGCGAACCAGCUGCAGAAUGACAAGCCCGGCAGAAAGGUGAAUGCAUUUGCCCUGACGAAAAGGCUCAACAGCAAAAUUCAAACGAUGUCUGCGAAACUCACGGACAUCAUGGUGUGGUCGAAGGAGGUUGCCGACUCUAAGUCGGAGAAGACGAAAGAGGGCUAUGUGGAGCAGCUGGGAGUCAAGAACGACGAGAUUCAGUCCCUGAAGACCGACAUGGAGCAGCACUUCUCCAAGUACAGCAAGAUCCAAGACAAGGAUUUGAGCUCGGAGGUUUGCACUGCGAUCGAUGAGGCGAUCAAGGCAGCAGACUUGGCCAUAAUCGACUUGACAGGCUGUCUGAAGCCGAUCAAGCUUGCACUCGAAUCUUGGAUGUUUAAUUUUACGAGUGUAGCCUUGUAG